This is a messenger RNA of Penicillium olsonii, 648 nucleotides long. The record is from the annotation of a GenBank genome assembly. NCBI's taxonomy places the organism in Eukaryota, Fungi, Ascomycota, Eurotiomycetes, Eurotiales, Aspergillaceae.
AUGAUGCAGAUAUCUAGUCUAUCUCCUCUUCCUCAGCUAAGCUCUUUGCAGGUAGCGAAGAUGAUUUGUCUCCUCAUACUCCUCACCCUAGCUUCAGCUUGGAACACGAUGACCUCUCCCGGUCAUGAUCUGCCAGUGGUUGAUCUUGGCUACGAGUUGCAUCAAGCAAUUUCGUUUGAUAGUGAAUACGGUCUUUACAACUUUAGCAACAUUCGAUACGCAGCCCCACCCCUUGGAGAUCUACGAUGGAAGAUGCCCAUGGCCCCCGAGACGAAUCGGACGCACGUGCAAAUUGGAGACAUAGGCCGAGUUUGCCCCGGCGCCCUGCCACUGUGGGGACUUCUACAAGCUCAGUGGCUUUCAACCUACUGGCAAAAUGCGACCCUCGGAAUAUCCCCAGACCUAUCGUCUUAUCCAUAUCAGCCGCUUCCACCAGAUGGACGUACCACUGAAGACUGCUUGUUCUUGGAUAUCAUUGUCCCCAAGGCAAUAUUCGAAAGAGAAAGCUCUGAGAAUAAGAGUCUGGCUCCAGUACUGGUCUGGAUUCACGGCGGAGGGCAAGUCUACGGAGAAAAAGCCGAAAACGAUCCCUCUGGAUUGAUCAAACGAAGCACACGAUCAACGAUUUGCUUUGCAAUGGGUGGCUGA